AUGUUUGAAACAUAAUUUUCAAUUGAUCAACAAGAAUUGGAAACUCAAUAGUCAUUGCCUAUUCUCAAUUCCCUUGGGUCUUCUCCUAAUAUUUAAUUAAGAAUUGAUAGUUUAGAAAGUAUUUUACGAUUGAACAUUUAAGAUGAUGAAUCUUCAAUGAAUGAGUUAGGCUCUUAAUAUGGAAUUGAUUAAGGUAUCAAUGACUCCAUCGAGUUGUAUAAAUAAGCAUAAAGCCUCAAAGACGUAGUAAAUACAACCUAUCAUCCAUCUAUAUUAUUUGGAAAAAAACAUUAUUAAGCCUACUAAAGAUUAUGUUGGAAUGAAUUAAUGGGACUAAAUAAUAUUGAAGAACUUUCAGAAGAAUCGUUUGGAUAGAGCUAGGAAAUAAGAAAUUAUGUUCUUUCAACCUUAGCUCAAAUAUAAUCAACAUUAAUAAAUUAGGAUAAAGCGGAAAGAGAUCCAGCAGGGGAUCAUAUUUAAUUCAUUAUUUAAGAAUCUGAGGAUCUUAUUCUACAUGAAAUUUCUUUGUCAUCUGAAUCUAAUUCGGAUGCAGAAUUAGAUAAUGAAUAAAAAAAUGAUGUAGAACAAAAAAUACAAAAUUAUAAUUCAAAUUUCAACAUUUUGGAAAAAUUCACAGCUUAAUACAAAUCAUAAAGCCAAAUUGAUAAUUUCUGA
Messenger RNA from Paramecium tetraurelia, 675 nucleotides. RefSeq lists its product as uncharacterized. Lineage: Eukaryota; Ciliophora; Oligohymenophorea; Peniculida; Parameciidae. The transcript has a single exon. The record is from RefSeq and is a predicted model, not a curated record.